AUGGCCGGCAAUAUCGUCGUGGCAGUGCUGCUUCUCAGCACCGUCUGCCUGGCGCACGUGGCGCAAGCAGGCCCAGUGCUGGAGGUGGGAGUCGAUCACGCCAUCACGUUCAACCGCCAGCUGGGCAACGAGGAUGAGUUGCUCUUCGGCAGUCGAGCGGUGCUGCUGCGCGGCGAGAUGGUGCGGUACACGCCCCUGGCGUCUGCGUCCUACCACGGUUACACUGUGUACGUGCAGUGCAGCGAGCACCUCACCAAGUCCGCCCUGCAGCAGCUCUCCGGGUUCGGAUCGUUGAUGUCGGCGAAGGGCCUGAUUGUGGAGCUGUGCGACGAGGACACGACCAACGAGGACAUGCUUUCAUUUUUCUUCAGUACUACCUCCGCCCCCCUUCCCGUGUACUUCCUGCCCCACGGUGCGGCCUCGCAGGAGCUGUCGCGGCUGCUAUCCGUCGCAGCGCGGCGCAGCAUGACGGAGAAGGUGGUACUAUCCGUGGGUAAGACGCUGCGGCUAAGCGAGCUGGUAGAGAAUUCGACGCUGCUCAGCGCCAUUAUUGAGAGUCAGUACAUGCACAAACCGAAGCAGGCGCAUAAUAAGGCCGCCUCGGCUGCCGCUGUCCCCCAGGUCCUGGUCACAGCACACUUUGAUUCACUCGGCGUGUCUCCUGCAAGUCGGACCAGUAGCGGCGCUUCCGGUGCUGUGGCCGCGAUGGAGCUGUGGCGUCGACUGACGUCCACCCCUUAUGCGCGGCAGGAGUCUGCGGCUCCGUACAGGGUCACUGUGCUUCUCGGCAGCACGUCGCGCUUCAACUACGUUGGUACGACCUCGUGGAUAUCGCAGCACACGGGUAAAGAGCUGGAUCAGUUCAGGCUGGUUCUUUGCCUUGAUGAGCUCCUGCCACGGCGGGAAGUGAGUGAGGAUACGCAGGAGCUUUAUCUGCAUGUCCAGGACGCCCUCGUGAAGCGGCCGCAUGGCCAGCAGCUUGUGAAGCAGAUCGAAUCAGCGGCAAAGGCACUCGGCAUUUCUCUCAAGGUGAUGUCUUCCAAAACGAACUACCAUCAUUACGACCUUAGCUUUGAGCAUGAGGUGUUUGCUAGCCGCCAGAUGGCCGCCAUGACGCUAUCCGCCCACCGCACUCUCCACAUCGAUCAAAUUUUCCGUGAUACCCGUCGCCCCCCAGUCACAGCUGCGGAUGCAGAAGUGCUCGCGAAGCGCGUGGACCUGGUUGAGGCUAUUGUGCGCAUCAUCACCGAGGCGGCUCCCUCUGCGGAGAAGGCGACGACUGUGUGGCCUGGGGCGGUCUCGUACAUUCAGGGUUUGCUGCAGCACGCGAGUGAGUCGCACCGCUCACCGGUGGCGCAAAACGGUGCGGGCUUGCAGAGGUACGUUGCUACCCUUGAUCAUCACAUGCGUGCGCAGGCGGCAGCGGCGCAGCGGACCGCGCUCACCUCGGCCUCUUCCGUGACGACAUACCAGGACCUGCGUACUCCCGGCAUCACGCUAUUCGGCCCCUACGAGGAGACGAUGCAGAUAUUUAUGGCCAAGUCGUACCUGUUUGAGGGUGCCGUGGCGGCAGCAGCGCUAGUAGCGCUCCUUGCCUUUCUCCACGUCGAAGUGGGACUGAAAGCAGUGCCGCACCUCUUCUCUAGCUAG
Leishmania braziliensis MHOM/BR/75/M2904 is the source of this 1650-nucleotide messenger RNA. RefSeq lists its product as hypothetical. The record is from RefSeq and is a predicted model, not a curated record. Gene Ontology annotation, cellular component: endoplasmic reticulum membrane. The transcript has a single exon. Lineage: Eukaryota; Euglenozoa; Kinetoplastea; Trypanosomatida; Trypanosomatidae. Gene Ontology annotation, biological process: regulation of signal transduction. Bases 1 to 1650 code for a protein of 549 amino acids.